AUGCGCAUGACAAGGAAGGGGAGGAAGGAAGACGAAGCGGUGGAAGUUGGUCGAUGGCUCAAGCAGGGUUCCGGCUCACUCCCAGCCCUCCCCCCGUGCAUGCUGGCUCACAUUGCUCUGGUUGUGACAGAAUCUUGUUCAUUCCAUCUACUGUGGACGUUUCAGCGUGUUCUAUAUCGUCUGCGGCGUACGGUGCCUCCACUCUAUCACAUGGCGAGUCAGAGAGAGGGAGGGAGAAGAAACACGAUGGUGAAAGAAAUCAAGAAGAUUUGCUGCAUAGGGGCCGGUUAUGUUGGGGGUCCCACGUGCAGUGUGAUCGCCCUGAAAUGCCCCAACGUCACCAUCACCAUCGUAGACGUGAACCCCUACAAGAUCGAGCAAUGGAAUUCCGAGAAGCUUCCCAUCUAUGAGCCGGGAUUAGACGAGGUGGUGAAGGAAUGUCGAGGUCGGAAUCUGUUUUUCAGCACGGAUGUGACAAAGGCCAUCCGAGAGGCCGAUCUCAUCUUCAUCUCCGUCAACACCCCCACGAAAAUGUAUGGAGCCGGUAAAGGGAGAGCAGCAGACAUGACUCAUGUGGAAUCGUGUGCGAGACUGAUAGCGGCUAAUGCCGUGGGACACACGGUGGUCGUAGAGAAAAGCACCGUCCCGGUCCGAUCAGCCGAAAGCAUCGCGCACAUCCUCCAUGCCAACGUCCGACCCGACGUCUCCUUCCAGGUCAAUUCACCUCCCUUUUCGUCCCUUUUUGCGCGCAGGUGGUCGUCUCUCCUUGACACCCUGUCUCCCUCGCGGCAGGUGCUUUCCAACCCAGAAUUCCUGGCAGAAGGAACGGCCAUGCAGGAUCUGAUGGAGCCAGAUCGUGUGCUGAUAGGAGGAGACGACACGGAAUCCGGCUGGGAAGCCAUCCGAUCUCUUCAGUGGAUCUACGAACACUGGGUCCCUCGGGAACGCAUUCUCACCAUGAAUACUUGGUCUUCCGAACUUUCCAAACUAGUAGCCAACGCUUUCCUUGCUCAACGAAUCUCCAGCAUCAAUUCUAUCUCGGCCUUGUGUGAAGCCUCUGGUGCCGACGUGUCUCAGGUGGCCCAUGCCGUCGGCAAAGACUCCAGGAUCGGCAGCAAGUUCCUCGAAGCUUCUGUUGGAUUUGGAGGAAGUUGCUUCCAGAAAGACAUCCUGAACCUUGUUUAUGUCUGUGAGAGUCUCAGUCUUCCGAAAGUGGCAGAGUAUUGGCAGCAGGUAUUGGACAUGAAUGACUACCAAAGGCUGAGAUUCUCACAAAAGAUUGUGAGCAACAUGUUCAACACUGUAUCAAACAAGAGGCUUGCAAUUCUGGGCUUUGCAUUCAAGAAGAACACUGGAGACACAAGAGAAUCUUCUGCCAUAUAUAUCUGCAGACACCUUUUGGAGGAAGGAGCUCAGAUUCAUAUCUAUGACCCCAAGGUACAAGAGGAAAGCAUAAUAUCAGAACUAACACCAACAGGAGAAGAUCCUAAAAACACCAAAAAACAGGUUCAUGUCUUCCAUAAUGCAUAUGAAGCCAUCAGUGGGGCACAUGCAAUUGUCAUCUGUACUGAAUGGGAUGAAUUCAAGGAGUUGGACUUCAAGCGUGCAUAUGAAAGCAUGCUGAAGCCAGCCUUCCUUUUCGAUGGUCGAAAGAUGCUUGACCAUGACUCCCUUCUCAAGCUGGGGUUCAUUGUGGAAACAAUUGGGAAGCGAAUUGUUCGACCCAUGGUUAGAGGACCUGAACAUUGACCUCAUUACACCAAACAAAUAUAUUUUUUCCCCCUCCAAUCCCUGUGACCAUGACCUAGCAUAUCUUCUCAUUUUGGAGAGCAUUCAGAUAUAUGUCUGCUCAACCUGUUAAUGCUUCACUCCUCUGCUUUACCAUAUCC
This is a messenger RNA of Darwinula stevensoni, 1889 nucleotides long. The record is from the annotation of a GenBank genome assembly. NCBI's taxonomy places the organism in Eukaryota, Metazoa, Arthropoda, Ostracoda, Podocopida, Darwinulidae.